GGCAUACCUACAGAAAUGCAAAACAAGCUGAGAAGGGUGAAUUUUUUAACAAUGUUUAUCUAUAAGAGGAAACAAUAAAGAGGAAAUGGUCAAUUAAGUACAUAAAGUUGAGGGCCAUAGAGUAAGAGUACAUCAAAUCAGGGCCGGCUCUAGCAUUGUGGAGGCCCCAGACGAAAAAAUGUUUAAUGUUAACAUACCAUAUUAAUCUGAUUUAUAUGACACAAUAUUUGAGGAAGCAAAAUUUGUCUCUACAAUCGAUCUAUAGAGUUAGCAAACUCUUUAAUAACUAAAUCUCUUCUAAACUUAUACUUUCUUUUUGUACAUAUGAAGUCAAAUUUUCAUUUACCCGCCAUGACAAUUCCUACAUAUUUAGCAUAUUUAUAGAUAAUAAUUAAUUAAAAAAUCAUCAACACAAAAUCAGAAAUAUGGAGUAUCAAUUACUCGUAUAAAAUAUGAGUGGACAAAUAACUAAAUGCCCAAUAUUAUUUCAAUUUACAACUAUAAAAUAUUAGUGUGAAACAUAAAUGACUCAUGGUGAGUAGCAAUGUUUUUUACUCCGUAUUAAGCUAUUAAAUUAAACAAAAAGGAUCAUAUAAUGACAAAAUUUAAAAUGUGGAAUUGUGGACACCAAGCCAACACCAGAGACCGGCCCAUCAAUUUCAAACAAGGUCUAAAGAUAACUACUUCGUAUAAGUCUAGAACGCUAGAAAUACUCACCUUGGUUCUGGAAUUUUAGAAGUCCGGAAGAACCGAAACGAUAAUCAAUAAAAAAUCGGGAAUAGAAAAUACUCAAACAAUCAAUCACAAAUCGAAACGGCGGAACCGGACUUGAGAACGAGCUGAUGAGCUGUUGUUGUUGACUGCCGUGUGAAGGAUCGAGUCAUUUGUGAUGAUUGAGAUAGCAGAGUGCGGUGGUGCGUAAUAAUAUCAAUGAAAGUUUCUAUCGGCGGUGGAGGCUUCCAGCUUGGAGAAAUGUUCUCUGUACAAACUCCAAAUCCAAUUUGAAUUACAGAGUAUUACUAAUAGCUUAGUUUUGUUUUGAGGCCCAACAAAUUGUGAGGCCCUAGGCAACUGCCUAGGCCAACUGGCCUCAUGGCCGGCUCUGCAUCAAAUUGAAACUCAACCUUAAAGGUGCUUGUACUCGCUUGUUUGGUGUUAAAGCAAUACAUUGGUUACAUUACACCGUUAAUAUUGGUGACUAGGCAAAUGGAGUAAUGAAAUGCACAAAAAAAGCCAUAUCAUCUGCACGCUCCUGGAGGCUGGCUCUGCCACUCGUUAAAACUAAUUAAUGACCCAGCAAACCCAAGAUUUAACCUUCCAUUCUUUCAACUUAAGCAAAAAAAACAACAUACGGAGUACUAUACUGGAGAGCAUAUCGGGAUUAUAUUCUUAGUAGUAAGAGCAAGCUUCUUACGCCUAACAAUAGAGUUAAGUAGCAAAUCAACGAUGAUUUCCCAGUCCCACACUAGACCUCCCAACCAGCGCAAAUUCCGGCAACCCAUAGGCGGGAUAGUCCUAGGUAUUCACAAACUCCGUCUGCAUGAGCACUAUGUUGGAGCCCUUGAGGAUCCAGGAACCAAACAACGCUUUUUCUACCAUAACAUCCAUUUCCAGUGGAAAAAAGAGCUUUCCCGGUGAGACUUCGACCGGGCUAUUCUUAUUCGAACCGACGAUGUUUGGGGCUUGGAGAAGAACAUCGAAGAAUUUGGCGAUCGGGCCGGAUACGGAUUUGGGUGAGCGCGUUGGUGGGAUGAGAAGUUUAGGUUUGGAAGCGAGUACGGAUAAUUGGAGAUGGAGCUUCGGCAGAUGAUUGAUAAACACAUUGGGCCGGGUAGGAUAUCAAAUGGAUGUUUGGGGCUUGCGAGGUAAAAGGUUGUUCCAGGUUGCAAAGAAAACGCUGGGGCUUGCUGAGUCAGCCUCCACCGUCAACCAAGAAAACGGCCACGUUAGCAUUUUGCAGUUGACCUUUCAAUUUUGCUGUUGUGCAUGUUUACUCUUUGAAUUGGCUCCUUCAAUUGUGCGAGGGGACGUUGAUCACUUGCAGUUGCGUGUCCUAGAAAGUCGUUUGAAAAGAAAGAGUCGUCAGAAUGAUCAAAACUAUCUGAGGCAUCAGAGUACACCUGGAGAAGUGGGGUUUGUGUUUGUUUCUCUAAUGAGGGGACUUGUUUCGUUUUGCCAAAAGCUCUAUGAAUUUAAUAGUUAAAAAUGAGUUUGGAAAUGGUAAUUUCCUCAUAGUAGCCAGAAUUUUCAUGCUCCCAAUGCAUGACUUCCUUCUGCACAAAAUCAGUUAAUCCCAUAAAAUUUGAGAAAUUUGAAAGAGUAGCCAAAAAACCAAGCACACUUGAUUUGUGUGGACCCAUGGUAAUGUUUAUGUAGCUUCCCCCAUCUUUAUCAAUUUUUAGAUAAUAG
Molecule: messenger RNA, 2409 nt
Organism: Cuscuta epithymum
Lineage: Eukaryota; Viridiplantae; Streptophyta; Magnoliopsida; Solanales; Convolvulaceae
Source: the annotation of a GenBank genome assembly